Phytophthora infestans T30-4 is the source of this 397-nucleotide messenger RNA. RefSeq lists its product as uncharacterized. Lineage: Eukaryota; Oomycota; Peronosporomycetes; Peronosporales; Peronosporaceae. The record is from RefSeq and is a predicted model, not a curated record. The coding region runs from base 23 to 397 and encodes 124 amino acids. Gene Ontology annotation, biological process: negative regulation of apoptotic process; protein stabilization. The transcript has a single exon.
CUGGUCAUCGCAAACGAGCAAGAUGAGCCCGACGGAAGAAGAAAAGAAGCAGCAGGCCGACGCGGGCUCCGAUGGCGAGGAAGAGACGCCGCAGGAGCAGGUGAAGAGCAAGAAGGAUGAGAGUAACGCCAUGGAGAAGCUCACGGACCUCGUUGAGGAGAAGCAGAUGGACGAAAACAAGAUGAAGGCGGCUUUCCAGGCGCUGCACAAACAGGAAGAGGCGGACAAGGAGGCCGAGCGCCUUCUGGAGAAGAAACUAGCGGCCGUCAAGGUCAGCAAGGAAGAUGUGGCGCUAGUGGCGCAGGAAAUGGAGAUCUCCACGCAACAGGCGGACCGCAAGCUGCGCGAGGUCGACGGAGACGUCGUCAAGUGCCUCAGUGCGCUAAUCUCCGCUUGA